UGAAAAGGCAGAGUCUAAAAGUUCAGAUCAAUGCAACAGAUGACACCGUUUGCAUGAGGUAUCUUCGACCAAGUCAAAACACCAAACUAGAAGGUUUUGUCCUGGGUUAUGGAAGCAGCUUCUUUUCUAAUCAGUACAUUCCUUUACCUUCGGAAGGAAAAAACUACGUAACAGAACUUGAUGCUGAGCCACGGUAUUUGGUUUCGGUAAGACCAGCACGUGUUUCAAAUAACAAGAAAUCUUGUUCAGGUCGGACCAAGAAUCAAAAGCCUCUGCAGCUGGUAGUUGGCACUCUUACCCCAACCUCUGUGUUUCUCUCCUGGGGCAUCCUAGUCAACCCUCAGCAUGACUGGACAGCAACAAGUAACUGUGAUAGUGACAGGUUCUAUACAGUUCGCUACAGAGAAAAGGGAAAAGACAAGAAAUGGGUUUUUCAGCUUUGCCCAGUUACAGAGACAGUGGUGGACAAUCUGAAGCCAAACACGCUUUAUGAAUUUGGAGUUAAAGACAAUCUAGAAGAUAGUAUUUGGAGCAAGACUUUCAAUCAUAAAACAAUUCUGUCUA
Nestor notabilis (Kea) is the source of this 564-nucleotide messenger RNA. Its product is annotated as target of Nesh-SH3-like. Gene Ontology annotation, biological process: positive regulation of cell-substrate adhesion; extracellular matrix organization. Gene Ontology annotation, molecular function: protein binding. NCBI's taxonomy places the organism in Eukaryota, Metazoa, Chordata, Aves, Psittaciformes, Psittacidae. The record is from RefSeq and is a predicted model, not a curated record. The annotation marks the transcript as partial. The transcript has 4 exons.